Molecule: messenger RNA, 312 nt
Organism: Symbiodinium natans
Lineage: Eukaryota; Dinophyceae; Suessiales; Symbiodiniaceae
Source: the annotation of a GenBank genome assembly
AUGCCUGUGAGCGCCAGAGGGACCAUACUGCAGAAGGUUGUUGCGCAAAUUGAGCCUGUAUACUUGGCUGAUGCUGUCUUCACGACUCACUUUCUUGCCGGAGUUAUGGUUCGACGCGCUACGGAGCGGAACACCGGGAGAGAAGUCGCAGUGAAGCGCAUCUCCUGUGUGAACUUGUCCGAGCAGCGCCGCCAGAUGCUGGUCUCGGAAGUGGGCAUCUUCUUGCAGGUGCACCAUCAGAACAUCGUGAAGUUGCUGGAGGUCUAUGAGUCAGAAGUCGGUUGGGAGGAUGCUGGGACCGUAGCAAAUUAA